Messenger RNA from Impatiens glandulifera, 1653 nucleotides. RefSeq names its product galactomannan galactosyltransferase 1-like. The transcript is spliced from 3 exons. Gene Ontology annotation, cellular component: endosome; membrane; trans-Golgi network. Gene Ontology annotation, molecular function: galactosyltransferase activity. Bases 67 to 1365 code for a protein of 432 amino acids. NCBI's taxonomy places the organism in Eukaryota, Viridiplantae, Streptophyta, Magnoliopsida, Ericales, Balsaminaceae. The record is from RefSeq and is a predicted model, not a curated record.
AAUAUGACCAUCUAGCACAUUCAAGCAUAAUUCUUUCCUCAUCACCACUCUCUUCUUCUUGAAAAAAUGGCCGCCGACAAGAAGCUAUUAUCUCCUAUGAAACAUAACCCACUUUUAAUCAUAUUCUCUUCAAUUUCUCUUAUUCUUGUCGUUGUUUACACUCUUCGUUCCAUAUAUCCAUCACCAGAUUUAAAACCCAAGAUAAAGAUCUUACCUUUAUGGCAAACCGAUCCAGACGCCGAUUCCGACGAAACUCCCGGUUACAUCCGCCGUUGUUCUAGUUCCCGGCGAGACAAUCCUUCCAAAACAUUUUACGACGACCGGAAACUCCGGUACAUGGUCGGUAAGUCUAUUGAAAACUGGGAUGAGUUAAGGAAACAAUGGUUAAAAACCCACCCGUCUUUUUUACACCGGUCUGAUAAACGGGUCGUUGUUGUAACCGGAUCACAACCCGCCCCUUGUAAGAGUCCGAGUGGUGAUCAUGUUUUGUUAAGAUUGUUUAAAAAUAAGGUUGAUUAUUGUCGGAUCCAUGGUUAUGAUAUCUUUUACAAUAACGCUAUGCUUCAUCCUAAGAUGACUUCUUAUUGGGCUAAGAUUCCGGCGAUCCGAUCCGCUAUGGUGGCUCACCCGGAAGCGGAAUGGGUUUGGUGGGUUGACUCGGAUGCUGUAUUCACCGACAUGGACUUUGUUCCAUCUCUUGAAAGGUUCAAUAAUUAUAAUUUGGUUUUGGGCGGGUCGAAUGAUUCGGUUUAUGGUAAGAAUCCGAGUUCACUCGGGUUGGAUACUGGAGUCAUUUAUAUCCGUAAUUGUCAGUGGUCCAUGGAUUUUAUUGAGGAUUGGGCUAAGAUGGGCCCUCAGACUCGUGAUUAUAACAGGUGGGGUCAAAUAUUAACAUCUACUUUCAAGGACAAGUUAAUGCCGGACUCAGAUGAUCAAUCAGCGAUGAUAUAUUUACUGAGAGAAAACAAGAAAUGGUCAGAAAAGACAAUGGUAGAAAAAAACCCUAAACCAAACAAAAACUGGUCAACGCUCGUGACCACAUUGGAAAACGUGACCCGAAAUUACCAAACCCUAGAGAGAAAAUUUCCCAAACUCCGGCGCCGGCACGCUGAAGUCGUCGGCGAAAGCAACGGAAUUCUCUGGGACGAUCAUUUGAAAAACUUAGAUAAUAAAAGACCGACCAUAACCCACUUCGCCGGAUGCGAGCCUUGCGGCGGCGAAUCCAAUUCUCUUUACGGCGGCGACGAAGAUUGCCGGCUAGGAAUAGAAAAAGCUUUGAAUUUUGCGGAUAAUCAGGUUUUGAAACGGUUCGGUUUCAUGCAUCCGAAUCUUCUAGAUCUGACGUCGGUGGUGACAGUUGCUUGAAUUAUGGACAAAAGAAUGGACGGUUGUGAUUAAAAGACAGUUACGUGUGUUGAGGGUUGUUAUGUAACCAGCCACAUGAUUUGGAAAUUAUUUGAAAGUGAGAUUUGAUAGAUGUAAAAUCUUAAAAAGGGUCUCCAUGUCUUUGGUGGGGGUCAUUCUGGUACCUGGGCCCGACCGGCCGGCCGAUCUGUUCUCUUCAUAUAAACUGUCUUUUUCAUUUUCUUAAUCUUGGGUUGUUAGGGUUCUAAAUGAACCGGUCAAAAUUUGAUGCCUUUAUUAUUAUUAUUA